CAGCUAUCUUCUAGGGCUCAAUUCAAAAAACCCCAAAAAUUUUUUAAAAAAAAAAAUUAGGGUUUUACGAUUGAAUGGCGAACCGUACGGAUCCAUCAGCGAAAAACAUACAUGGAACGAAUCCACAAAACUUAGUUGAGAAGAUAUUGAGAUCAAAAAUCUAUCAAAACACAUUCUGGAAAGAACAGUGUUUCGGUUUAACAGCCGAAACGCUUGUCGAUAAGGCCAUGGAGCUCGAUCACGUCGGCGGCACGCACGGCGGCAACCGGAAACCUACUCCGUUCAUUUGCCUUGUUAUGAAGAUGCUCCAGAUCCAACCUGAUAAAGAAAUUGUUGUUGAAUUCAUCAAAAACGAAGACUAUAAGUAUGUACGAGUGCUUGGAGCGUUUUAUUUGCGACUUACAGGGACGGAUAUUGAUGUGUAUCGGUAUUUAGAGCCUUUGUACAAUGAUUACCGGAAGAUAAGGCGGAAAAAUGGUGAUGGACAAUUUACAUUGACACAUGUGGAUGAGGUUAUUGAUGAACUCUUGACGAAAGAUUACUCGUGUGACAUUGCUCUGCCACGUAUAAAGAAAAGGCUUACCAUUGAAGCAAUUGGUACUUUGGAACCUAGGAAAAGCGCACUUGAAGAUGAUUUUGAGGAGGAAGAGGAAAAAGAUGAGGAUGAGCAACUGAUGGAAACUGAUGGUGGUCACGAAAAGGAUUACUAUCGUGAGCAAAGCCCAGCAAGGGAAAGAGGCCGAGAUAGGAAACGUGAUAGCCAUAGACAUAGGGACCGAGAUAUUGAUAGGGAGUAUGAGAGAGAUUAUGACAGGGACCGUGGAAGAGGGCGUGAUAGGGAUAGAGAAAGGGACAGGGAUCGUUAUCGCGAUAGAGAUUAUGGGAGGGACAGAGAACGUGAUAGGCGUGACAGGGAUCGUGGUGGCAGGAGGAGGAGCUACUCAAGGAGCAGAAGCAGGAGUAGAGAAAGGGACAGGAAGGAUAGAGAUUAUGAUGAAGAGAGACGCAGGAGACGUGCACGGGAUAGCAGUGCUAGUCCUAGAAGAGGGGCAGAGGAUGAAAAACCGCCAAAGAAGAAGAAGGAAAAGGAAAAGAAGGACGACGGAUUUGACCAUCCCGAUCCAGAAAUUGCUGCAGCCAACAGGUUACGUGCAUCAAUUGGUCUUGGACCUCUGAGGACAUGAGCAGAUAUGUACAUUUGAGCUAUGCAUGCAUCUUUAUUUGAAUUUCCCAUCUAGCAUUCCUUCUGUGAUUACUCAUUUAUGUUGAAGUAAAAACAUUUCAUAAAUGUAACACUGACUUAGAAGAUAUGGUGAAAUGGCUGAUUGGUCACCCAGAGUUGUACUAGUUGAAUGGUCAGGCUUCUUUUAAUUGUAAUUCAGCAAAAGGUAGAUGCAAUCUUUGAUCAAAUAUUUGUUUCUUAUUUCUUACAUUAGUGGGUUUUCAAUAUCUAAA
Molecule: messenger RNA, 1455 nt
Organism: Erigeron canadensis
Lineage: Eukaryota; Viridiplantae; Streptophyta; Magnoliopsida; Asterales; Asteraceae
Product: pre-mRNA-splicing factor 38
Exons: 6
Coding region: 75-1184 (369 amino acids)
Cellular component (GO): precatalytic spliceosome
Source: RefSeq, a predicted model, not a curated record